CGUACCCCAGCAGGCAGCAGCAGCUGAACGGUUCUUGCCGUUGCCAUUUGUCAAUUCAAGGCAACUGCCAGAGUGCUUAGUCUCUCACUCCGACUCCAGCCAGAAGCUAGAUAGUGAGUCAGUUUACAGACAUCAGCCUUUCCUGGCUGCCGAGUAUCAAGUGUGAAUUGUUAAUUACCUGUUUACGGGGUUUCUUCUGCAUACAUCGCUGUCAUGGGCGGCCAGCCUCAGCCAUCGGCAAGGGAAAAUCGGAGCCCUCCGAGUGCCAAAAAGAAGAGCGAAAGUGACGACCAAAAUAUGAUUGUGCUCAAUGAAGAAAUAAUGACACUGUACGAGUUGCUUGAAAGGCAGGGGAUCAGCGGAAGUGAAUGGGAGACUAUAACGCAGCCUUUGAUUGAUGCCGUGUCAAAAGCUCAGCUGAGAGAGAAAAUCAAAUGGCUUCUUCGCGUAUUGGGGCUCACGAUCGGCUUUGUACUGGCUAUUUAUUUGCUUUUCCAGAUCGGUUGGGUACAAAAGAUGUCGAGUGUUUUUUUCCGCCACUUCCUCUUGUUGAUCCUUCCUAAGUGGGACUGGACCAAGAUUUACUAUUCCGAUUGUUUCAUAACCAACCCAUAUUACGUCUCCCGGUCACUGCUUGAGGACGACUGCAAUGUCUGCGAGAGUCUGGAACGCUUAGAACGGCUCUCUAACGUCUCUUCCAGAGUUGUUUCCGAGGAUUAUCUGAAGAAUGACAUUCCUUUCAUAGUCUUAGAUGCGAUGGAAGACUGGCCGGUCAUGAACACCGAGCAGUUCUGGUUCGACAAUGUCACUGAGAUGUAUUUAAGCGAUGAGCUUCGUUCCAUAUACCCUUGUGAACUGACGUCCAAUCUGCGCCUGCGUCCAGAUGACUUGCGGACAUUCCUGAAGAAGAUUCACAAUCCUGAUGUUCGUCGGUGGUAUGGACACUGGGAGAACUGCAACAAAAAGGCAGCCAAAGCUCUGCGGCAGCUCUACAGGAGGCCUUAUUUCAUCCCUCAUAUGGUGGACUUAUCAGACUCGAACUGGGUCAUGAUCUCCUCGGAUUUCAAAGGGAAAGUUUACAAAGAGAUCGACUUCCAGACAGAGCUCCUGUGGGUGGCUCAAGUGCGCGGGUGGAGCCACAUUCGCCUUGUGCCCAGAGAGCCGUGCGACCACUACUGCCCAGAGCUUCUGGAAACUCUCACCGAAGGGCACAUGGUCGUGGUCACCAAUCUGCUGUGGAAGUUCGAAUACAUCCCGGGAGAACACACGGACAACUUAGCCGUAGCAGUUGGCGGGUUCUGGACCUGAGAACUUUUCCUAAGUUAUUCUUCAGUGUGUGAGUGGCUGGUGGUUAGAUAAUAACUCUAUAGUUGUCUCGGCGGAUGCACUCUGCGUUUUAUUAUACGACUCAUCUCGGAUGUAUAGUCCGCCAUGUGCCAAACAAUUUGUUGAAUUGUUAGUUCCCCUGUUAAGAAGAAGUAUUAUCUUUCAACUUUGUUAUAUUAUAGGUCUAGUCUCCACGAGGUCGACAUCUGUACGGCAAGCAACCGUUACAUUUAUUUUUCUCCGGUACUAAGUGAAGUAUUAUGUCAAUGAAUUAUAUAUGAAUCAAUAAUACGUCAAUACACGGAAUAUAAUGAUUUGCUAGUCAAUAAACACACGAAUGAAUACGGUCAAUAUGGUCUGUAAGUAGUCUUUGCCAUAUGGCUAUAUUGUUAUUACGUCAUCAGCCAUAAGGUACACAGGAAAAUGAAUAAAUAUACGGGACGACUAUUAUAUAAUGUGCUCUCAAUGGUGCAAUGAUUGUGUUGUAAAGCGAUGGCUGUCACGCAACUUCAAUAAAAAAAAUCCAACGGAUGAAGA
Messenger RNA from Macrobrachium nipponense, 1863 nucleotides. RefSeq lists its product as uncharacterized. The transcript has 9 exons. Lineage: Eukaryota; Metazoa; Arthropoda; Malacostraca; Decapoda; Palaemonidae. The record is from RefSeq and is a predicted model, not a curated record. The coding region runs from base 214 to 1308 and encodes 364 amino acids.